Messenger RNA from Patiria miniata (bat star), 2311 nucleotides. RefSeq lists its product as uncharacterized. NCBI's taxonomy places the organism in Eukaryota, Metazoa, Echinodermata, Asteroidea, Valvatida, Asterinidae. Bases 16 to 1116 code for a protein of 366 amino acids. The record is from RefSeq and is a predicted model, not a curated record. The transcript has 6 exons.
GAGGAUGAUUGUAUUAUGUCAAGUAUCUAUGCAGUGAUCGAGUUUGUUGGAGAGCAGUCGGUUGCAUUAGCAGCAGAGAGCUGGUUGGUGGACAAUGAGACAUCUGUAAUGUGGCCGCCUUAUAAGUCACAGACGAGAGUAGACAAGGCAGUGCAGAAACGUGAACCACCAACAGAUGGAUAUCAGAAGUUUCCAUGCCGUGUUUUGUACAAAACUAGCUCAUAUGAAAAAGGCUUGGCAAAAGUGAGGAAGGCAGAGGACAUUUCAGAUUUGGCCACAGAUGCUGAAUGUGCUGGUAUCCCUGUGAAGAGGAAGUCAAGGCCAAACCCACGUUACCAAGAUAGCGAUUCCUCUUCUGACGAGGAUAGACCAGGCCCAUCACACACCAUUCAGCGAGGCAAUCAACAAAAGCAACAUCCAGCUGCAACUUCUGCACCAAAGACGCCUCCUCGAGCACUGCCUUCUCCACCCUCAUCCUUGAUCAGUCAGUGGCCAGCUCCAGUUUGUACAGCAACAGAAAAGAAAAUAUUGACAAUGCUUGAAGAGGUCAAGAUGUUUCAAGCGGAGAACAGGGCAAUGCUCAUCAGCAUCUGUAGAAAGCUUGACAACUAUGUGCAGGGCAAUACAGCUUCAACCAGUGGUCUUCCAGAGGAGGUGGUUCUUCCUUUAAAGUUGGUGAAGGACAUGCGAGACCUUGAAACUACCCUAAACAACUUUGAGAAGGAGAAACAAUUGGUGGCAUACUUAUCCAACAUCGGGGGAGACAGUCUAAAGAGCAUCGUACGAAGAAUCCUUACAUGUGUCAUCAGCAACGACCUAGCACGACAGUAUAACUGGGUUGGCAAAGGAACAAAGGAAGCUUUUUGCAAGCUGAGGCUUGUCACUGUCAUCCACAGAGCUGUUCGAAGAAACCCAUCUGUGCAGUCGGCCACAAACGCCGAAAUUGACGAGGUGAUGAAAGUGUGGCUCCGCUACUCGAAAGACCGAGAUGGUGGCAGGGCAGCAAGACGAGCAGCAGCCGCAGCCGCAGCUGUAGCUGAGCCUGCAGCAAGCCAGAGUCCUUCCAAUCUUGAUGAACUAUCCACAGAGGAAUACAGCAGCAGUGACAGGGAAUGAAGGUUGUUCAAUAGUGUUUCAUAAAAAGAGGUAUUCUUGAUUUUAACAGUUAAUAUGACAAGACCUUUUCAAAAGCCUUUGGUAAAAAAAGCUGGUUUUUUUUUAGAUAACAUCUUAAAGCAUUGCUGUGUUAUUUCUCACUAGAUUCCAUAUGUUGAAAUUAUGAUACUUUUGCAAUGAACCCCAAAAAUUGUCAAAGUCUUGCUUUUCAAUCAGUUGUGUGAUGGCCAGUGUGGGUUGGUGCAUAAAGCCUGAUUUAUUUUUCAUUUGGCAUUUGAAACACUGGUAUUUAGUGAAUAACAGUAAAAAAAAAAAAAAAACCUCACGGUUUCAUCUGAAAGCUUUUGCUUCCGAUUGCCAAAGCCAAGUGAAAGUCAAGAACGUUAAGGUCUGCUGCAACCAACAAAGCCUUUAAAGUACAAUUACCAAUUUUUAAAAAGCCCUUUUUGUAUCUGUUCUUGUUGAAGUUAUUUUUAUGUAAAACUUUGCAUGAUGGGGGAAACUUUCUAAAACUAAAGUUUAUUGUGACACCAUUUACUAAUCUCUCUUGAAGCAGGUGGUAAAAAGUGAAGAAACAAACUCAUUGUGUAAUUAUUUACACCUGAGGCUUUUCAGAACUACCACAACCCACAGAAGAUUAAUAGUUGGUAUUACCACAAACCCUAGUUUUAGAAUGCCGAAACCAUGAAGCUUCUUUUUAAUAAUUAGCAAAAUAAUGAUUACAGCAAAGUUUCAAAGACUUGCACUGCGAGGACAGUGAUUGCUCAGAUUGAAGUUCAAUUGUUGAGUUGACAUAAGUUUGUUUUUUAUAUUAAAUUAGUGGCAAUUUUGCCAUUUACUUGCCGUUUACUUUUGAAAGUGUUAAAAGAAAAAGUGUUAAUAUUUUUAAAAAUUGUUGCAAAGAAAUAUAGCUGCUAUGCUUUGAACAAUCACAUGUACAACACUUUGAAAGUAGUUUUUAAUGUGUUAAAACUCAUUUUUUUUUUCUAUAAACCAAUUCACCAAAAAAAUGCAGAUAGACAAGCUAAAAUUGCAUUGGUGUCCUUGCUAUACAAAAAUAAGUUAACCUUUGACUGCCUUCCAAAUACCCUGUAAUUGUAAUAUGAUUAUUUUGUAAAUUAUGUUAUUUUUUCAUAAAAAUGUAAACGAAUCAGUUAAGAAUUAAAGUGCAAUCGGUUUAAAGUCUAAUAUGCUA